UGGAUUUCAGCCGCGCAUGCGUACUGUUGAUGACGUGCUAAUCGCGUUAGCCAAGCAGAUCGGUCUAACGUUACUUCCUCCAUCCAAACUUGCUUGACAUUAAGGCAGUAAAAUAGUCUGCUGUUGUCCCUCGCUGUUCCAUCAUGCUACAAUUCCUGGCUGGCUUUACCUUGGGAAAUGUUGUGGGAAUGUACCUGGCCCAAAACUACGAGGUUCCAAAUAUAGCCAAGAAAAUUGACGCCUUCAAGAAAGAUGUGGAGGCCAAGAAGAACCCCCCGGAAUGACCUGCGAGGUCAAGAUGCACUCUAAAGAAAUUAUUUAAUUGACGAUACAGCUCGUGCAAUGUGUACAUUUAAUAAAAGGAUUGACAUUGGGAAAUAUGAGAAUAUUAACAGUGCAUGCAAACGUGUUUUAUUUUUCCCUUAGUUUUAUAGGCAUGUUCUCAUGUGGCCUAUUUUUAUAAGAAAUUGUGCAAAGACUGGAUUCAAAGAAUAUAAGUGAGAAAUGGGAUCACUUUAAGUCCAGUAUCAUGGCACUGUUGGGUGGCCUUUUCUAUGAUGCACUGUUUUAAUAAGCACAUUACAUUCAUAAUCAUGCAGUGUAUAUAACAUUAAUCAAAUGACUCUGGUUUAAAGAUUUCCUUCAAGUGUGUUAACGACUCUGGAUCAGUCAUCUUACAAUAAACUUGCUGCAAAUGAA
Molecule: messenger RNA, 699 nt
Organism: Gasterosteus aculeatus aculeatus (three-spined stickleback)
Lineage: Eukaryota; Metazoa; Chordata; Actinopteri; Perciformes; Gasterosteidae
Gene: stmp1
Product: short transmembrane mitochondrial protein 1
Cellular component (GO): respiratory chain complex
Source: RefSeq, a predicted model, not a curated record